GAUAUUUCUAAGCUCUCCAUUUCGUCUACAAACUAAACUUCGUUGUCCUUCUCUUUUGCAACCUUUCUGGAUUUCGUAAUGAAUUCCGAGCUUUUUUUCAACCCUCAAGAUGUCAUCUUGGAACCCCUGGAAGAGCACGACGUUGAGUCAGUCCGUGUAUCGCGAUUGAAACCAGUUGGAUUUCGUCAACCUUCAGAUCUACUCGACAAAAUUACACAUGGCGUAAAGGGGCUUACUGUAAGCCGGUCCUUUGCCCACACGUAUUGGAGACUUCCACCUCGCAACAUCCGUGUUUUGUUGCUCCGAAGGGGUAAAAACAACGAUGUAUUGCAGCUCGAUCUUGUUCGUGCUCCGUUGGACAACCUUCCAGAUUAUGAGGCCUUGUCUUAUGAAUGGGGUGACAGCCCAGCGGUGAACCCCAUCAUACUUCGCGAUUUCACGACGCUCGUCACCGAGCGAUAUACGAAUGCUAGAUCCAGAUUGCAAUUUUUGUUGUUCAGAAUAGUUGGAACACGCACCCUCAUCGGCAAGAACCUCUUCGACGCCUUACGGGCAAUUCGGAAAACCGACAGGCACGUCAAAAUUUGGGUCGAUGCACUUUGUAUCAAUCAACGCGACUUGAGCGAGAAGACAGAGCAGAUCUCAAAGUACAUGUCUGAGAUAUACAAUCGAGCGCUCAAUGUGCGAAUCUGGCUAGGCGGAGCAAGCGAGCGAAGUGACAUCGCCAUGGACUUUGUCAAAGAACUUGUCCAAUUCGAAGAACUCAAAGGCAUAUUUCACCGAGAGGAAUCUCUACAAAAAUGGGCCGCUCUGAUCGAGUUGAUGCGAAGUAGGUGGUUUAGCCGACGCUGGGUGAUUCAAGAGUUAUCUUUGGCACGAAGUGCUUCAGUGUACUGCGGUACCAAAGCGGUCCAUUGGGAUGACUUCGCCGAUGCUAUUUCCGUCUUUAUGGAGAAGCUGCCUAUGGUGAGGUCUGAAUUCCAAAGCGCCGAAAAGAUCAAGAUCAAAGCCGAGGGCCUCAACGCGGUUGAAGCCUUUGGAGCUCGAGCUCUCGUCAAGACAACAAGUCCAGGCAAUUUGUUGCAAAAGGGUAAUGACGGCAGCAUUAUGGAGCGAAAAAAAACUAUGGAAGAACUCGUGUCUAGCCUUAUCUCGUUUGAAUCGCAAGAUGCUAGAGACACGGUCUACGCCUUGCUCGCCAUCGCUCGCAACCAAGAGCGGAAUCGGAAAGCUCUACAGCCAGACUACAACAAAAGUCUCCUCGAGGUCUAUACUGAAUUUGUUCGGCUUUGCAUCGACACUUCUGCUUCCCUGGACAUUAUUUGCAGACAUUGGGCACCAGUCAAUACGACGCUGAUCAUCAAGCAGCCAAAAGGCGAGAACCUUCGAUUCGAUACUACGCUCCCCUCGUGGAUACAGAAUCUGAAUGCCUCAGCUUUUGGAACUCCCGAUAAGAUAUUUCGCGGUAGAAAGAACGCUGACAGUCUCGUUGGGCUGCAAAGGAUCUACAAUGCUUCCGGGAAGCAUACGGCCGAAACUGCUGAGUUUGCACAGAGGACACAGCAGAGAUCUUCUAACCCUCCCUUGCCUGAGGGAGUCGAACUCACCGAGACCUAUGACGGUACACUCACAGUCCAAGGCCUCGUACUUGGCUCUAUUACUGCUCUUUCCCCACGCAUGAUUCCAGGCAUCCUUCCCAACGAGGUCAUUGCCAUGGGCGGAUGGGACUACUCGCUCCAGGACAAGGAGCUCACAGUCGACUCUAUUCCCGAUAAACUGUGGCGAACGCUCGUUGCGAACAAGGAUCCAGAAGGCCAGCCACCAGAAGGCGUCUACAGGCGCUCAUGCGUUUUCAUCCUCCAACGCGAAGACGUGAACGGCGAUGUCCGCAUGACCGAGCUCAUGAACGACCCUGAGUGCCCAGAACAAGUCGUCAGCUUCCUGAAGCGCGUCCAGGACGUCACCUGGAACCGCAAAGUAUUCAUCGGGGGCGAGUACGGGGAGCUAUUUGGCCUAGUACCGAAGAAAGCUAAGGAAGGAGAUCUUAUUUGCGUUCUCUAUGGCUGCAGCGUUCCUGUUGUCCUCAGACCGGUAAAGGAGAAGCCAUUGCUUGGGCAGCGGGUUGACCCCCAAUCUGCGGAGAACUACCUUGCGAGUUAUCGCACUGUCGGCCGCAGGCGUGCUUCCACCACGUCGAAGUCAGUCAAGGUUGACACAGCUGCGUCAACGACCGCGGACCGAGACGACUUCUUCAUUCCCUUCUCUCAACCGAGAGAAAGUGGGCCCAGUACCGAAACGAGCUCACCGGCCAAUCCAUGGACGGAGCAACCAUGGGCAGCUCAGGCGGAUAUUUUAUCACCGAUCCUUGAAACAGAGCAACUAAUUCCCGUCGACCUGCCUGCUUCGUCCACUAAUGGCUACCAAUCCAACGGCGGCCAACCCAAUGGCAGUCAGCGAGAUCCAAAUACGAACAGCCCACCUACCUCUGCUGUCGACUACUCAGACCUCGGAUCAGCCAGCCAGCCAAGCCAGCCUGAGCCUAAUGCCCCUACGUACUACGAGCUCAUCGGAGAAUGCUACGUCAACGGUAAAAUGGAUGGCGAGGUGUGCGAUAUCGAGGCAUACACAAAAACCCUUCAGCGGUUCGUUCUUGUGUAGCGGCCUCGAAGCAAUACGGAUGUCGCACUUUUUUCGUAUUGGUUUUACUCUCACGUCUGCUGAUUUGAUUUCGCUCAUGUAAUCUAUCCGGUCUUUGCUAUACUCUUUUUACCAGGUCCAGUCCUUCCCGACAUGUCCUAGCUGCAAAAUUUGAUGUAGUUAUUCUCGAAUCUUCAGGCUUCUAACAAACACCUAAUCAAGUUGCUUCCCAUGCUUGUUCAGA
Mytilinidion resinicola is the source of this 2881-nucleotide messenger RNA. RefSeq lists its product as uncharacterized. NCBI's taxonomy places the organism in Eukaryota, Fungi, Ascomycota, Dothideomycetes, Mytilinidiales, Mytilinidiaceae. The record is from RefSeq and is a predicted model, not a curated record. The transcript has a single exon. Bases 79 to 2658 code for a protein of 859 amino acids.